UGUGAAAUAAAUAAAGGAUCUUGUUGUCUCUCUCUCUCUCUAUAGUCUAUAUAUAUAGAUCUUGUUAUCGUCUUUCACUUUCCAUAUCCAAGAAAAAAACAGAAUGCAGACCAAAACACUCUGUUCCAUUCCUCUGUUUCUUGCUCUGUUUUUGUCUCACGCCAUCUCUUCGUCUGCUUACAGUUUCGACUUCGCUUACUUCGCUAAUGGAACUGAUCUGAUGACAUUCUAUGGGGACGCCGAGUACGCGCCAGAGACUGAUGGUCUGAGCAAGUCAGGGAAUAUUGGACUGAGCCGUGAGAAUAUCCCUUUCUCUCAUGGUCGAGCCAUUUUCAUCAACCCCAUCCCUUUCAAACCUAAUCCUUCUUCUUCUUAUGUCUACUCUUUCAAAACUUCUUUCAGUCUCACCAUCACUACUCGCCGGGAAAAUCCUAAUCCCGGUCAUGGCCUCGCCUUUAUCGUCGUCCCCGACAACAAAAACGUCACCGUUUCCGGUUUAGGCUACCUCAGUCUUGUGAACCGGUUAAACAACGGUAAUCCCAAUAACCAUCUCUUCGCGGUCGAGUUCGACGUCUUUAAAGAUAAACAUCUUGGCGACAUUGAUGAUAACCAUGUUGGAAUCAACAUUAAUUCGGCUAGAUCAACGGUUUCUAAGAAAGCCGGUUAUUGGAUUCAAUCAAGAACCGGAGGAAAAGACCGGUGGGUGUUCAAGGCAUUGAGGCUAAGUGAUGGUGGAUGCAGGGCUUGGAUCGAGUACGAGAACGGGAAAGUGACAGUCACGAUCGGAGUUUCACAGGAGAAACCGAAGAGGCCACUGAUGGAAGCGAUGGUCGAUCUUUCGAAAGUUUUUCACGAGAAAAUGUACAUGGGUUUUGCUGGUUCAAUGGGACGUGGCGCCGAGCGUCACGAGAUCGUCGACUGGAAUUUUCAGAACAGUGCCAAAAACUAAAUACUGUAGGUCGAAGGUUUUUUUUUUUUUUUUUUUUUUUUUUUUUUUUUUUUUUAUGUAGGUCGAAGUUGUUAUUAAAGCUUCGUUAUAUGUCGUGAAUCUUGUGAUCCAUCCAUCAAGCUAGUGAUAGUUGAAGCUAAUAAAUGCAUAAGUUAUUAUGA
This is a messenger RNA of Capsella rubella, 1110 nucleotides long. Its product is annotated as lectin-like protein At1g53060. The record is from RefSeq and is a predicted model, not a curated record. Bases 104 to 949 code for a protein of 281 amino acids. Gene Ontology annotation, molecular function: carbohydrate binding. The transcript has a single exon. NCBI's taxonomy places the organism in Eukaryota, Viridiplantae, Streptophyta, Magnoliopsida, Brassicales, Brassicaceae.